AUGCAUUUAUACGUCAAGCACGCUACUCUCAUCAACAACUGCUACCCCGAGAAAGAAGGCGAAAAGGGGCCUCGUUCCUCUGAGCUCAGUUACCUCGUCUUCUAUGCCAGUUCAAGACCUGUAAAGCUUACCAAAGUGGGUUUGUUCUUGGAAAAGAAGGCUGAGCGCGAUAUUGCCAAAGGCAGAAAACAGAACAACCAAGUAACCUUGGAAAUCAUCAAAGCAUUGAUUGAAGCUUGUCAUCGUGACCUCAAUCUGUUCUCAAAGUACGUUGUGAAGAUCAUCGAUAUGAUGUUGGAGACAAAGGAGAUUGAAGUCAUUGACCUUGCUUGUCAAGUGUUUGUCAUUUUCACCAAUUAUCAUGAUGGAUCAACGCUGGGUGUCGAUGCUGAAUUGACAAAGGAUUACGAGUUGCUGUUAAAGAAGUUUGCAGCCUUCUGUUCUUACGAAAAUGCCGACGAUACCUUGAAACUACAAACUAGAUACAUUGGGCAAAGGGCUUUGCAAGCUGCAGUUACAUCCGCCGCAUUGCAAGCAUCCGAUUACAAGGUUCAACUUGAUCUGAUUCUAUCUCCUCUCAUCAAUGCAUUAUCCAACUCCAAAAACCCUGCAAAUGCUUUGGCCCAAAGCAGUAACAAUGAGGAUAUCGACAUUCAUCAGUCAGCUAUUGGGCAUGAAACAUUGAACGCCCAUUCUGUCGAGAUCAUUGCAGCAAAGACAACUGCUCUUUUAUUCAGCAAAGCAAAUGGAGUCGCUGUAAAGCUCUCCUUGGGCCCGUUAUUUACAUUUAUGGACACAAAUGAAAAGUGGUGGCCCGCUCAUUUUGCUGCUUCUAUGAUGGAAUUAGUGCUCGAUUCACUCCAACCUCAAUACCGUUAUUUACUCGUUUCGGAGAUACUCCAGCAAUUGGAAGCAGUUAAAUCAGCAGCUAAUGCGGAUCAAUACAAAAUCGAAAAGCACGCAUCGCUUGUAUCUAUUUUGGACACCAUUUUGAAUGCAAAUAUACCUCUCGUUGGUAUCUCAGUAUUGGAGGUAUUGAAUUCCUUGUUCACAGGUCUGAUCAAAUCAGUGCAAGAGUUCAAGACAUUCAGGGACGCCGAACCUGCCUCGUCCAAUAAUGUGCAAGCAAAGCUGGAAUAUGCUAUUCAACAAGGAUUGGCACACAGUAUUGGAGGAUUAGCUUCGCAGACCUACUAUUUGAAUCAAUUGAAUGAUAUAACUGGUUACAUCAUUUCUAAAUUGAGAGUGGGUAGCAAUGGGCUUGAGACCAUUGAUGGUUUGCCUAUUCAGGAAUAUAGAAAUGUGGUUCUCAAAUGUUUAGAUCUGGUAACAACUGCCUCAUCCACCAAAGAAUCACAAAAGGAAGACACUGAGAGCAACAACGAAAACACACCCGUCUAUAACCAUACUGUGACAUUGGAUGCUUGGAUUCCUGCGUUGGGAUUAUUGACCGAGAAGACACCAGAGACAAGAGUCAAUUUUGCUGUUACGCUGGUACAUUACUUGGAAGCUACUUCUGAAAAUGAGAUUGCCAUAGAGCCAUAUCCAAAGCACACACUGAGCCAACAUGGCGAUGUUAUGCUGGUCAAUGCUUUGCAUCAAUCUAUUGUAGACUGGAUCCAACUACCAAACAUUGGUGUACACGAUAUUGAUGCUAUUCACAUGAUUCUGUCAGCACUGACUCGCAAACUUGGCGCAGACGAAACUAUCAAGGCUGUGCCUCUUGUGUUCAAGAUCCAGGACUUGGUAAAACAGACCAUGAUCCAGCACACAGCACGCCAAAGAGCAGUUGCCGCUAUUGUGGUCGAAUGGCUGUCUAUGGUGGGUGAGUUUUACCGCAUUGACAGUCUGGUUCAAUAUGCAGAUGUGCUUAAGAGUGAGCGUAUCCGACUGAACGAGUACUCUCCCGUAUUUUUGGAAGGCUCUAGUGAUAUAACCAUUGACAAACUGGAAGAUUUGGAGCCAAACAACACAACACCUGUUGACAAAUUUGCAGACAGAAAGCUGGUCGUCCAAAUGCUCUCCAAGGACGGACCACUGAGAGACGAAGAUGACACAGAGGGAACUGAUUUGGAAGCCAAAUUGAUGAUUGAAUGGGGAUCUGAUGACUAUGUCAAUCAUGAUCGCAAUUACAGAAUUAGAACUUCUCGCAACUUGAAUGAUUUGAAGGCCAAGUUGGCAACUCCUUGGACCAAUACAGAAGUUACACGUAAUGAGCCAGGAAAGAAGCAAACUAUCCGGGUGGAAAACCUCAAAGAAGCACUCAUUGGUCAAACACAGCAACAGAGCGAUGCCAAUGGAUUGCAAUCCUUGACCAACGCAUGCCUCACCAAAAGACCCAAUGAAACAGUGGCUGACAUGAGCUCUCUUCUUCAAUCUUUAUCGCUAGGCACCGAUGUAUCGAACACUACAUCCUUGGUCAACCCACCUUACAAAUAA
Messenger RNA from Mucor velutinosus, 2439 nucleotides. RefSeq names its product TOM (translocase of outer membrane) complex component. The record is from RefSeq and is a predicted model, not a curated record. NCBI's taxonomy places the organism in Eukaryota, Fungi, Mucoromycota, Mucoromycetes, Mucorales, Mucoraceae. The coding region runs from base 1 to 2439 and encodes 812 amino acids. Gene Ontology annotation, biological process: protein localization to plasma membrane. The transcript has 10 exons.